AUCAUUCACACACUCGCACGCCCAGCCAAGGUUCUCAUUCUAGAUGAAUGUACCUCAGUGCUGGAUGGUGCGAACCAGAUGGCUAUAUUGGAGACAAUACGUGCUGCCAAGGUUGGGAAGACUACUAUCAUGGUGACACAUAAGGCGCCUGUGAUGAAGAUAUGCGAUCGGGUGCUUGUUGUUGAAGAUGGGCAGGUUCAAGCACUUCCAGUCCCGGGCCGGCAUUCAGCCAUCAGAGAACUGGUGGACAGAUUAGCGAUAUAUUUCAUUGAAUGUGUCUUUUUACACAUGGGAUUAAUCGAUUACUACCAGGUCGUUCCGUCUCGAUCUGAUGCGGUUUGCGGCCUCAUUGCAAUACUAUGCAAAAUGGCAAGCCGCCCCCUAUCUGCGAGGCAGCGAGAAUGA
Messenger RNA from Suillus paluster, 405 nucleotides. RefSeq lists its product as uncharacterized. The annotation marks the transcript as partial. The transcript has a single exon. Lineage: Eukaryota; Fungi; Basidiomycota; Agaricomycetes; Boletales; Suillaceae. Gene Ontology annotation, biological process: transmembrane transport. The record is from RefSeq and is a predicted model, not a curated record. Gene Ontology annotation, cellular component: plasma membrane. Gene Ontology annotation, molecular function: transmembrane transporter activity.